Fusarium subglutinans is the source of this 2190-nucleotide messenger RNA. RefSeq lists its product as uncharacterized. Bases 1 to 2190 code for a protein of 729 amino acids. The record is from RefSeq and is a predicted model, not a curated record. Gene Ontology annotation, molecular function: zinc ion binding; DNA-binding transcription factor activity, RNA polymerase II-specific; RNA polymerase II cis-regulatory region sequence-specific DNA binding. The transcript is spliced from 3 exons. Gene Ontology annotation, cellular component: nucleus. Lineage: Eukaryota; Fungi; Ascomycota; Sordariomycetes; Hypocreales; Nectriaceae. Gene Ontology annotation, biological process: positive regulation of transcription from RNA polymerase II promoter by galactose; DNA-templated transcription.
AUGGCCCAGGCACGUGAACCCAAAGGAGUCAAGAAAUCCAGCACUUCAACCGGGGAACCUGGAAAACGGAGGACACCAUACGCUCUGCGCGCAUGCGACGCAUGUAGAAGGCGAAAGGGAAAAUGCGACGGGCGACAACCAUGCAGGCACUGCUCAAGCCGAAACCAAAAUUGCAGUUACAGCAGCAGUCUCGAGAACAAUAGCUCCAGUCUUGACAGCGACGAUUGGCACCCCGCUACAACGACAGCAGCGCCCCCAGCGCCCGCCAUCACUGACCCGAUACCUGCGACUACAAACCACGACUGCGCGACUUCGGGGACCUCAUGUCAGACGAACCAAGCUGCGAUUGUUGAUAUGCUCUCUAGUCUUCAGGAGCAAUUGAAUAGUUUGGCGUCGCAAGUGCAAUACUCGAGUAACCAGGAACAACCAAAUCUUCCGUCGCCAAUGACUACGAUUGCUGCGACACGACCCCGCGAUCAUAUUCCCACCGCAAAUCCCAAUACAAUACCCAUCAUCAGUCACAGUUACACUGAAUCCACCAUCGAUGAUCAGAGCUCAACGCCAAAAUCCUCCCGAACGACAGCCUCUCAACAUUUCUACGGCCCAACAUGUCCAGACUACGCACUGAACGUGGGACAAUUAAAACUUCGGCGGAAUAGCUUGCCAGGUCCACCACUUCAACAAAAGCAACUACAACUUGCCAGUAUCCACGAAGACGACGCUUCCGAUGAGGCGGAUCAGAACGAUGGGCAAAAUACACAAUUCUCUGUAUCGCCGCGCACGAUCGACAAGGGCGACCCAGCUAUGCUUUUGACAUUUCGCUCAAUUAUGGGGCUGCAAGAGACUACCCAGCUUUUGUACAUUUACCAAGAGGUCGUUGGUGAACUUCAUCCCGUUGUUGAUAUCGACGCGCUCAUUGUGCAGACGCGUUCGUGGUAUGCUGAAGCUGAUGCUGGGAUAUGGGAUGUUUUGGCGUCGAGCACUGGAGCUGCUACCAUCCAGCAUGCGACCAUCGUAUUCCUCAAGGGCUGGUACGACUUCUUCCAAGAGAUGCCCCGCUCAGCUUGGCGCAUGUGCGGCAUCGCCGGUCGCAUGCUGAUGGAACUCGGCCUACACAACGCCGAAGUCUUUAGACAUACCGUCAAGACCGAGGCUCAACGCACAGAAGCCUGCACUCUGAUCAGCAGUAUUGUCAUUCUUGAUCGACAAUGGAGCUACGCAACUGGUCUACCAACACACUUCCAAGACAAGAGCUUCAGCUCCAUGUCUACAUCUUCUGUCAAGAACCCAUACCUCAAAGCCAUGCUCUCCUUUAUCCUCAUAAGCGACCGUUUCAGCGAACCUAUAUCCAACGCCGCGAAAGGCGAAGGCUACAACGAUGAAAACUCCUUUGAGUUGAUGAGCUUUCAGAUCGAGCAGUGGAGAAAGAAGGCUGUUGGUGAUUACACCGUUGCAAAUUGUCAAACAUGGCAUACAGAUCCAUCAAGUCGUCCGCCAACAUGGACCAUCUUACUAAACCUCCGAGCGGAAUCCGUUCGGAGCCAACUCCUCAAACCGUUCUUCUUUUCAGAAUUGGAUAUUGAGAUUACAAAGAACCACGUUCGACCAGCGACUGAUCGAGUUUACGAUAUCAUUCAUGUUUUGCACACGCUUGACGCGACUACGGAUAUCUACCGCAAGCAACAUCCAUAUUACCAACAUAUACUGGCAUGUACCGCUGGUCUAGCAUUUCUGCUCAUCGCUUUCAUAAAGCAAAACAGAACAACAAUGCUACCAAGUCUGACACCCGAUCUCAUCGAGUCUCUCGGCGGCAGUUUCAGCAUGUGCGUAACGCUCACAACAAAAUACACGCGCCGCUCGCGCUCCGCCCGUCGUCUCGCCAAGCGUCUUAUCGAGAUGCGACGCAACCUUCUCAGCCUAGGAAUUCUGAACCCAGCGAGCCCAGGAAGCCACGAAGGUCUAGAUAACGUCACAGAGUCAAUCAGAAGAGCGAGUCUUGCACAGCCAGUUGGAGAUUUCCAACCCUAUACAGAGUACUCGCCGCCUUUUAAUAACGGUGUCGUUCCCGGGGGAUUUGUGGCUGGGACGGUACUUUCGGAUACGGAUAUGCAGAUGGGCUGGGAGGAUUCGCUAAGGUUGCAGUGGCCUAUUGGCGAUGUUAAUCACAUGUUUUCGGAGAGCAUAUUUUGA